Molecule: messenger RNA, 2974 nt
Organism: Myxozyma melibiosi
Lineage: Eukaryota; Fungi; Ascomycota; Lipomycetes; Lipomycetales; Lipomycetaceae
Product: calcium-transporting ATPase 1
Exons: 2
Coding region: 60-2789 (909 amino acids)
Biological process (GO): calcium ion transmembrane transport; manganese ion transport; intracellular calcium ion homeostasis
Cellular component (GO): Golgi membrane; plasma membrane; endoplasmic reticulum
Molecular function (GO): P-type calcium transporter activity; ATP hydrolysis activity; ATP binding
Source: RefSeq, a predicted model, not a curated record
CUUCACCGCCCUCGCCCGCCCGUCUGCACUCCUCUCGCACCUCCAUCCCGCCAUUCUUCAUGGAUCCUCCGCAGUCGGCUGCUCCCACAACCUCGCCAUCGGUCGCCUUUUGCGCGAUCUCGAUCGAGGACACCGCGCUGCGGCUGGGCACCUCUCUCGCGCGCGGGCUCGAGUCCUUGCAAGACGCGGCGUAUCGUCGCUCCGUCCACGGGCCCAACGAGCUCAGCGACGACACAAAGGAUUCGCUUCUGAAGCGCUUCGCGCAGCAGUUUUAUGAGAAUCCUCUUAUCCUCCUGCUGCUGGGCUCCGCGGGUCUCUCGUUCUUUAUGGGAAAUCUCGACGACGCUAUCUCGAUUACGAUCGCCAUCUUAAUCGUCGUCACCGUCGGCUUUGUGCAAGAGUACCGCUCGGAAAAGUCCCUCGAAGCCCUCACCCGCCUUGUCCCCCACCACGCCAACCUUGUUCGCGGCGACGCAGUGCUCCAGGUGCCCGCUGCCUCGCUCGUCCCCGGCGACCUCGUCUCCUUCUCCGUCGGCGACCGAAUCCCCGCCGACGUGCGCAUCACCACGGCCGUGCACCUUCAGAUUGACGAGUCCUCGCUCACGGGCGAAAACAGACCCGUAACAAAGACCGCCGAACCCGUCGACGACUCGCGGUGGCCCGCACCCUCGGUCAUCCCGGUCAACGAACGUCACUCGUGCGCGUUCAUGGGCACGCUCGUGCGUGAUGGUCGUGGGUCUGGCGUCGUUAUUGGCACCGGCAAGGCCACUGAGUUUGGAAAUGUCUUUACCAUGAUGGCCUCGAUUGCGAAACCCAAGACGCCGCUGCAGCAAUCGAUGGACAAGCUCGGCAAGGAUCUCUCGUAUCUCUCGUUUGGUGUCAUUGGCUGUAUCUGCCUUAUUGGUGUCUUCCAGGGUCGCUCGUGGCUCGAGAUGUUCACUAUCGGCGUCUCGCUCGCUGUCGCGGCUAUCCCUGAAGGUCUCCCCAUCAUCGUCACCGUCACGCUUGCGCUUGGAGUCUUGAGAAUGGCUAAGCGGAGGGCAAUCAUGCGCCGUCUGCCCUCGGUCGAGACCCUUGGCUGCGUCAACGUGAUCUGCUCUGAUAAAACCGGCACGUUGACCAUGAACCACCUGACCGUCACUGAAAUAUGGACAGUCGACAUGAACGAGCCGCUGGUUGUCUCUGAAGGAUCGUCGGCCGAGGCCAACCUCGCGAUGAAGAACUCGCUGAUCAUUGGCUCGAACUGCAACAACUCGGUCUACGUCCAGCAAGACCACAAACUGCACGGACCGCCUACCGACAUUGCGCUCACCGAAGUCAUCGACAAGUUUGGCAUGGAAGACCCGCGCCCGACGCGGGAGCGCAUCCACGAGACGCCGUUUUCUUCAGCGCGCAAGUGGAUGGGUGUCUCGAGCAAGGCCGUCGGCGCCACCGGCGGCUCGGGCGCGAUCCACGUCAAGGGCGGAUACGACGUCGUCAUCAACUUUUGCGACACAAUCAUGAACGCGCAGGGAAAAACCGUGCCGCUCGAUGCCGGGAUGCGGAAAAAGGUUAUGGACGCGGCCGAGAAGCUUGCGCGUCGGGGUCUGCGCGUGCUCGCGUUCGCGCUCGGAUCGGGCGACUCGACUGAGAACCCUGCCAACCUGGCGCUCUGCGGCUUGAUGGGAAUGUACGAUCCUCCGCGACCAAACGUGUCAAAGUCGAUCUGGCGGCUGGCGCAGGGUGGCGUCCGAGUGAUUAUGAUCACCGGAGACAGCGAGGUCACGGCUGCCAGUAUCGCAACCUCGAUCGGGAUCCCGCUGUAUGGAGCUUCUGCGAACGAUCGGGCAAUCAUGCGGGGCGAGAAGAUUGAACACAUGACGGAGACUGAGCUGCAGGACGAGAUGUCGACGGUGACGGUAUUUGCGCGUACCUCGCCUGAGCACAAGAUGAAGAUCAUUCGCGCGUUGCAGGCCAAGGGCGAUGUUGUUGCCAUGACCGGCGACGGUGUGAACGACGCGCCCGCGCUCAAGAUGGCUGAUAUUGGAAUCAGUAUGGGACUCAUGGGUACCGAUGUCGCGAACGAGGCCGCGGACAUGAUUCUCACCGACGAUGAUUUCUCAACUAUCCUGGCGGCGAUCGAAGAAGGCAAGGCGAUUUUCUCAAACAUUCAAAACUUUUUGACGUUCCAGCUGUCGACCUCGAUUGCUGCGCUGUCGCUUGUUGCAGUCGCAACCACGAUCGGCCUGCCUAAUCCUCUGAACGCGAUGCAGAUUCUGUGGAUCAACAUCCUCAUGGACGGACCUCCCGCCCAGUCUCUCGGCGUCGAGCCCGUCGAUCCUGAAAUCAUGUCGCGUCCCCCUCGCCGACGUGACGACAAGAUCCUGACCGCGAAGCUGUUCAAGCGCACAGUGAUGUCUGCCGCCGUCAUCUUCCUCGGCACAAUGUUUGUCUACAUCCUCGAGAUGACCGACGGCAAGGUAACCAAGCGCGACACGACAAUGACCUUCACCUGCUUCGUCCUCUUCGACAUGUUCAACGCGCUCGGCUGCCGCUCAGAGUCCAAGAGCAUUUUCGAGCUCGGAGUAGCAUCGAACCGGAUCUUCAACCUCGCCGUCGGCGGCUCGCUGCUCGGACAGCUUGCUGUCAUCUACCUCCCGUUCUUGCAGCGCGUGUUCCAGACCGAGGCGCUGAGCUUGAAGGAUCUGUUGAUGCUUACCGUUAUCGCGAGCACGGUGUUGAUCGUCGACGAGGCGCGCAAGUAUUUGCGGAAAUCAAAGUUUUUGAGCGGGUAUAGUUUGAAUGUGUAAAUACGACCGACCGGAGGCUUGCUUAGAUCUGCCCGCUCACAACCUCACCAUUCAAUCAUCUACUUUUCACAGUUGCCUGAGAUUUGUCAUGUCAUGUCAUGCAUGAGCGCAAUGAAUCAGAUAUCAAAGUCAUCAUCAACAGACCAAAAAAAGAAAACAAACCAAGAUCCUUCCUAGCGCUCCGC